GCUCGAGUCGAUGUCGAUUGGUCCACGAGGAACAUUAAGCCGCUUUCUACGCCCCAACGGUACAGUCGCGACCGCUCACUGAGCCGUUACACUCACACCUUUUGUUUACAUUCACGUCUAUUCUCUAGAUGCAACGUCUCCCAGCUGUGUAUUAACUGAAGUGUGAACGCGUACUGGCUGAAGGAUUGCGAAACUAUACAAGUGAAGUUUAAAAAUACAUUGGCAACUAGUGCGGAGUGACGCGAUUCGAAAUGUGCGCUUGCGGCAAGUUCUACAACUUCUGGAGGAACUCGUGUGGCGCAGGCAUGUCUUUAGACGAAGGCAGACAGUCACAGCGUCCUUAUCGCUAUGGCAUGGUGCUGUUAUGCGCUGGCGCCCUAAUCAACUGGUUGGGACUGGCCGAAGACUACGCAGAGCCCGUACGCUACGUGGGCGUGGCGUGCAUAGUCGCAGGCGCAUUGCUCAUCUGCGCGGCGAUGUGUUGCUGGCUACAGUCACCCGCGAGGCAGCCGAACGCUGACAGAGCGUCGCCUGACACACAUCAGAUUGACGACCCUAUCCACGUAAUAUCGAUGCCAGACGAAGAAACAAUGCAGCAGAAACCGCCCGACUACGACACCGUGGCAGGCGCGCCGCCCACAUACGACGACGCGAUUAAGCUGAACCCGGCGCGACUGCUACCGGCCUCGAGCAGCGCACGCGCCGAUGCCCCGCCACCCCUAGACACCGUCAUCCCGGGCCAGCCCGAUGACGCCAUCCGCACCGCGCCGCGCAUAGCUAUCGCCUCCAUCCAUCGAUCCCAACUCCACCAACAUACCCAAAUCCCGAAAACCCCCCCACCACCUUACAGACCUCCUAACGCCAUCAGAUGAAGGCUUAACCUAACUGUGUGUUAUACUAUAAAUCGACUGCUGUUUCAUGUGAUGAGACUUGUAAAUAGACUAGAUAUUCCUGUACAUAACGUUAUUGUUGACGUCUCAACAAUGUUGCGGUAUUAUUAAUAUUGUAUGUACAUAUCCACGCAUGAAACAAUUUUUUAUGUAUUGGUAGGAUUGUCGAGCUUAGGAGCGAAGCGUACUUAUGUGAUAUUAAGAAAAAUUGUAAUGAGUAGUUACUUUAUAUCUACUGUACAUAAAUGGAGAUUUUGUAAAAUAGUUUAUUAUCGUAGAAUUUAAGUGAGGAUUUCUCUUCCAGUUAUUAUCAACAACUAGAGAAGACUUGAUUAUAAACAAUUAAUCAUAGAGGCAUUACGAGCAAUGUGCCAUCAAUUUUAUUUGUUUCUAUAUUUACAUCCGCAUUGUAUCUACUAUCAAUAAUUCUCAUUUCGGAAGCGACCUCUUUAAAUUAGUAAUCAAGGACUGUAGUAGCAUGAGAUAAAUAUGUAUUCAAUAUAACAUUAGUGAAUUGUACCUUGUAGUGCAUAGUUUCACUAGUGUUUAUUAUUCCAUUCUGUUUCUUGAUUCUAGUCUUUUUAACGGCUAAUAAUGUAUAUUUACUUAUUCGGGUAGGAGCAGGCAAUUAAUUGAAAAAUAAAUUCAAUUACAUUGUAAACUGUACACAUUGUGAUUGCACAACAAAAGGUGAUUUUAUACACAUAAAACCGUGCUAUCACUAUCACAUGGGGUUGCAUGACGAAUUGCCGUUUUUUUAAUUACCUAAAAACACUACCUGAGCGUGAGUAACUUUUUAUUGUACUUAUGAUUUUAUUGAUAACGUUGCUUAAAUAGCAAAAUAACACGCUCUUUAAUAGGGAAAAAUCUCACCAAUAUGCUAACGGCAGUUGGAUUAACGUGUACUACUAAAUUUAUACUGCUAAAUAAAGUUUUACUGCCAUAAUAAUAACCACAUUAUCAGUAAGGAUUAAAAACAUUAUGUGGGAUUUCAAUUUGUCGACUGUUUGAAAAUUUUAAAUUGAGCUAACAAAAAAAGCGCUAACUGAAUUUUCAAGGGACCAAAAACAAUCAUACUAAACUUGUGUAAGUUUGUCUUAUUUAAUUCUAUUGUAACUGC
This is a messenger RNA of Hyposmocoma kahamanoa, 2010 nucleotides long. RefSeq lists its product as uncharacterized. Lineage: Eukaryota; Metazoa; Arthropoda; Insecta; Lepidoptera; Cosmopterigidae. The transcript is spliced from 3 exons. The record is from RefSeq and is a predicted model, not a curated record. Bases 252 to 872 code for a protein of 206 amino acids.